Paramacrobiotus metropolitanus is the source of this 856-nucleotide messenger RNA. RefSeq lists its product as uncharacterized. The record is from RefSeq and is a predicted model, not a curated record. The transcript has 2 exons. Lineage: Eukaryota; Metazoa; Tardigrada; Eutardigrada; Parachela; Macrobiotidae. Bases 76 to 561 code for a protein of 161 amino acids.
UUGUCGCAUUUUCACUGUUACAAUUCAUCCGAACAGUUUGCGUUCGUAAACCUCAGGAAACAUCGCAAUACAAAAAUGUUUCACGGAUUUGAUAUUGGCUGCACCAUUCUUAUAAUCAUCACAACAGCUGGCUUGACAGCCGGACGCAUCGGUUGUCCGAAUGGUCAGCCGGUAUAUAACUGUCUCCGUUCACCGUGUUCUGUCAGCUCCUGCCCGGCCUUUCCAGGUGCCGAAUGUCGCGAUGAUUACUGCGGCGGAUGCAAUGCCCGCUAUUAUGUUAACAACCGACAAGUCAAUUGCGCCAGCUCCGGAGCCGUCUCCCGUAGGAAGCGAGAGGAGCACUGUCCGUUUGUGAAAUGUCCGCCCCCGGACAUCCCGUGUCCGCAUUCGCCGUGCGCUAACCAACAUUGUCCGGCGUAUCCCAGCGCUCUCUGCUGCCACUUGCCGUGCGAUCCCCCAUGCUCCUUCUCCUGGUAUGUGGGCAACCAGGAUGUGACCGAAGAUUGUUGGAACGUUGAUCCGAAUCCGCAACCGGAAGGGCCGCUCAAUCCUAUCACCUAGAAACGGAGUUAUCAUAAAAGCAUGCUUCUGACCUAACUUUCCGGCUUAUUAUUUUGUAAUGUUAAAUUGCGCUCUUUUUGUUGCUGCUGUACAACAGUUGUACGGAAGCACUAUUAGUGGUGCGAAACCUGAAAACGCCAAAUUUUUCAGCGUUUUCCAGUUGAGUGCCAUCGCAUACAAUGGGUAAAUUUAAUUUUCUGUAUAUACGAGAAAUAUCUGAAUACAUAGCGCAAGAAUGCAUUUUGGGUUGGCACGAUGUUGUUCGCAUAAAAUCACAAAUUAUUGUAUCAGUACU